AUGAAGGAAGCAGCUGAACUACGCAAUCCAACUGAAAUGUAUUUCGCUCAACCACUCGAUGACAAUUUGUUUGAAUGGCAUUUUACUGUUCGCGGUCCAGCUGAUACAGAUUUCGAUGGUGGAAUUUAUCAUGGUCGAAUUGUUUUACCACCUGAUUAUCCAAUGAAACCUCCUGGUGUAAUUCUUUUGACGCCAAAUGGCCGAUUUCAGUUGAAUCAAAAAAUAUGCCUUAGCAUCUCUGGACAUCAUCCUGAAUCAUGGCAGCCUUCCUGGUCAAUCCGCACAGCACUGUUGGCUUUAAUUGGAUUUAUGCCGACUCAUCCAGCUGGAGCUUUAGGCUCACUGGAAUAUCCAUCGGAGGAACGUAAAAAAUUGGCUUUGAGUCAGAAUUGGGUGUGUAAGCAGUGUGGUCUGUGUAUGCGUGAUGCUCUAGCCAAACAACCGUCGGCUGAAGAAAUAAAGUUGGUUGAAGAAGAAGCACGAAAUCUUGCCUCAAAAGUUUCAUUCAGAGUCAAUUUUUUUCGCUUAAUUUAUUGA
This is a messenger RNA of Dracunculus medinensis (Guinea worm), 537 nucleotides long. The record is from the annotation of a GenBank genome assembly. Lineage: Eukaryota; Metazoa; Nematoda; Chromadorea; Rhabditida; Dracunculidae.